GAAGUAUAAGAGGGAGGUUAAUGGACCACCACACCACCUGACCCGCGAUCAUCAUCAUCAUCAUCAUCAUUACCUCGGUCGACUCCAAGCCAACCCAAACAAGAACACCAACGACAGAAGCCACAGCAAUGCUCGCCAACAAACCCCUCACAACCAUUACCCUCACCCUUCUCGCCGCACCAAACACCCUCGCCGCUCCCGCCCCAGCCAUCCCGACAAUCGCAACCUCGGAUAUCGACCCAGUCCCCGACCUCCCGGCCCUCCCCCUCGACAAGAAACGCUCUACUCUCUCGUGCCAGGACGACGGCGCCGGUUACCGCCCCAUCAGCAAGCGCAGGCAUGCGUGAACUUUCUGCUAGCCAAGGGCGACGCCGCGUGUCGGGUUGCGAGUGCGAACUCGGUGUUUUGUCGCGAGGGGGAUACGGUUGUUAGUGGGAGUAAUGUUUUUGCGCAGGCUGGGGGUGUGAGUUCGAGUUGGUAUGUUCUUGCUUUAAAAGACGGGGAAAAAAAAAGAAAAAGAAAAGGAACUAUUAUACACCGUUACGCCGCCUGCUAACUUGCUUCUUUUGUAAUCGUAAUGUUUCACUCGGCGCGCAGCGGAUUAUUGAUAGUUGUACGACGCCUCAGGGGACUGUUACUGGUGAGUAACAUGGCAAUACCUCCCACCUAGAUACGAUGAUGCGGGUCCGUGUGGUGAGC
This is a messenger RNA of Aspergillus calidoustus, 699 nucleotides long. NCBI's taxonomy places the organism in Eukaryota, Fungi, Ascomycota, Eurotiomycetes, Eurotiales, Aspergillaceae. The record is from the annotation of a GenBank genome assembly.